GUGUACGUUAAUUUAGGUCAUCAAUUAAUACACAUCAGACGUAAACAAAUUGCACAGUGCAUACUGAAUGUGCAUUGCUGCACAUGGUGUGCAUAGAUAGUACAAGUUCAUGCAAACUAUCAACCAAUAUCUGGUGUAUAAAACCGGGCAUAGAUCGUACAUAUUUUCGUAUAAAUAUGGCUCAAAGACUGUAAAUGUUGAAAAGCGAUAUUGAAAUUUGUGAGGGCGUAAAACUAAAAGAUGCUCAAUGAAACCACAGUUACAGAGGGCUCAAAGAGAGUGAAAGAAAAGAAGAUCUAUUCAGAGGAAGGUAUUGACGAUGAUGAGAUUGAAGGGAAAAGAACGUACAGUGUGGAGGAAAAACUUAAAUCCACGAAAUACAACAAAGAAUUUGUUAAAAUAUUGAAAGGGGAAGAUUUUACUGUAAAGUAUCUACAAGAACAUGGAUUAGAGACACCAAUUGUUUUCCAUGAAAAGAGUGGUCUAGGUUUACGGGUACCCAGUGAGAACUUUAAAGUCAGUGAUGUCAAGCAGUGUGUGGGGAGUCGCCGGAUGCUUGAUGUAAUGGAUGUUAAUACACAGAAAGGAAUUGAGAUGUCCAUGAGAGACUGGGUCCAGUAUUAUGAGAAUACAGAAAGGUCAAGGUUACUGAAUGUCAUCAGUUUAGAAUUUAGUCACACCAAGUUAGAGAACUAUGUGGAAUCACCAGCUUUGGUCAGACAAGUGGAUUGGGUGGAUACAGUAUGGCCAAGACACUACAAAGACUGUCAGACAGAAUCCACAAACAUUAUUGACAAGAUGAAAUACCCAAAAGUUCAAAAGUAUUGUCUGAUGAGUGUGAAGGGAUGUUAUACAGAUUUCCAUGUAGACUUUGGUGGUACCUCUGUCUGGUAUCAUAUACUACACGGGAAAAAAGUAUUUUGGUUAAUUCCACCAACACCAAAAAACAUGGAAAUCUACUUAACCUGGGUGUUGUCAGGGAAACAAGGUGACAUUUUCUUGGCAGACAAGGUUGAGGGAUGUGAGAGAAUUACACUGCAUGCUGGGUACACUUUCAUCAUACCAUCAGGUUGGAUUCAUGGAGUAUACACUCCUGAAGACUCUUUAGUGUUUGGAGGUAAUUUUCUGCACAAUUACAACAUGGAGACACAGUUAACCGUGUCUGAUAUUGAGGACAGAACACAUGUGCCUCAUAAAUUUCGGUAUCCAUUUUAUGCAGAAAUAGCAUGGUAUGUUUUGGCUCAAUAUUUGUGCUGUCUGACAGGGAAACAGUGCAUUGAGCUUCCAUCUGAGAAUCAGGAGGAUGAGAAACCAGAUUGUCAGGAUGAUUCUCGACCUUCAUCACGAUGUUCACAAGAAAAUGGACAAAUGGAAUCAAAAAAUUCUCCAGAAAUUGGAACUUCAAAUAUUUCAAAAAGUAUCAAAAUAGAACUCACUAGAAUAGACCACCAAACUGUGAAAAAAUCUCCUUCUGCUGAUGACGAAAAAUCAGCUACCAAGUUGAAACAAUCACCACGAAAAUCCACAUCGGAUAGUUGUAGUUCUGCAGACACUGAAAUAUAUGAAAGACCAGAUGAUAUUGCUGGUCACCAUGGUGAUAUUGAUUUUUCAAAUGUAUCAAAAGAAAUCACUUCCAAAGCAAGCAAAUUGAAAAUGAAUGAGGAUUCAAACAGUUCGUCAGGAUCCAUUGAAAUCAGACGACCGAAACGAGAACGUAAGAAUGUUCAUUUAACGAAGUGGGAGAUUAAAGGAUUGAAAAAAAUGAUUGAAUGGUUGGAAGACUUGCCUUCAUCUAAGAAAGGUAUCCCAAAAGAUCUGAUUGAUCCUGAGGGUGUACUCAGAGAUGCAAAACAAUUGGUAAUAGAUCAUCUUCAGGACAAUGCACAGCUUGCAAUCACAGGAGAGGCCAUUACUUACUGGCCACCAUCAAAGAAGGCAAUCAAGCCAAAAAAACAAUAUACUUCGUCUGGACAGAAAGCACCAAAAGCUGCAAAGGGAAAAUUACAGAAGUCAGAGGUUGUUCGUCGUCGGAGAACAAGGUGUAAGAAAUGUGAACCAUGUACACGAUCAGAUUGUGGUGAAUGUAAUUUCUGUAAAGAUAUGAAGAAGUUUGGCGGAUCAGGCAGAAUGAAACAGUGUUGUAAGAGCAAGCAGUGUCUCUCUCCUGUAUUACCACACAAUGCCACCUGUCUGAUUUGUAACAAAGCUGACCAACCAGAACCCAACCAGUUAAUGGAGUGCAGUUUGUGUUGGGAGAUCAUCCACGUUCCUUGUUUACAUCAGAAGUACGAGAACUUAAACAGUGAAGGUGUUAUCAAUGAAGAUAUCCGACAACAAUGGGAAUGUCCCAAGUGUUUACAUGAUACAUCAAAGGGACCACUACAGCUUAGGGUUAAAACUGAAGUAAAAAAUGAGGAUCCAAUAGCAGCACCAACAGUAUCAAUACCUGAUGUAAAAAAUACACCAAAGGAAACUGAAGGAAAACGGGUUACAGUCAAGGAGCAGAUGCACUCGCCAAUCUCCUAUGCUAGUGAAACAGAUUUAGAUGAAGUGGCUUUAGAAAUGGAAUGUUAUGAUGAUAGAGCUGUAUCACCACAAAAAGUAACAACAGACAACCAGGAACCAAACAAAGGGAAGAAAGAUGUCCUGAAAAAGAAGUUGACAGCGAAAAGAAAAAUUACUGAAGGAGUCAAAGAGAAAAAGUCAUCACCAGCGAUUUCUAAACAGAGAUCUCCUCUUAAAAUGAAGAAGUCCGUAACAAAUGUCAAAGCUUCUCCAUUAAAGAAAACCAUCAAACCUGACGACCAUGGUGAUGUUAUUGAUCACCCUCUACCAACGUCAGAGGAAGUACAAGGGACACCCAAGGGAGAUAACCCAAAAACCAAUGGAGUUGCAAAAACACCAGAGUCUGUCAAAACUAGAUCUGGACGAACCAUAAAAAGGUCACCGAAUCUGAGCGAUGAAAAUAUGACAUCAGAUCACAUGGCUAAGCGACCUAGACGUGAGGCUCUUACAUCACCAAGGGGAAGACGGCUUUAUGGAUUCAAAAAGUUCAGGAGGUCUGCUGGGUCAAAAGUCAGAAAGAAAUUGUCAACAGAGGCAUUAGAUAUGGUUGAAAAUGUAAUGGACGUUGAUGUUCCUUCUACUUCAUACAUUGAACAUGGAGCCAAUCAUACACCUUCAAAAUCAGGUUUUAGAGGUCAAGGUCAAGGAAGGAAAAGAAAAAAACUAAUUGAAAGUACACCAAAUGAUACUAACGAUUUGCAUAAACCAAGUAAAUUGUUUGCACCGGGAAGAGGGGACAUAACUCCUGAAGUAAUACCACCACUUAAAAUAGAACCUCUGAAAGAUAUAAAGCGAUAUGUGAUACGUCCCCCACCCCCACCUCCACCAGCCGACUACUUUGUAAUGAAUAAUGGGAAAAAUCAUCCACUUUGUAGAGAAAUAUGGAUGAAAAUAUUUGCUCAUCUAAAUCCCACAUCCUUAGUUAAAAGUUUGGGAUGUUGUAAGACUUGGAAUAGAUGGUGCAUGCAUCAUACAUUAUGGAAAACUAUUAAUCUCAGCGGAAAAUACAUUUAUCAAGUUCAUUUGAUUGGCAUUGUGAAACGACAGCCAUCUACAUUGAUUCUAAAAUCAUCAAAACUUACACACAAACAAUUAGCUUGGUUGUUAGCUAGAAUUCCUCAGCUGAAAACUCUUUCUUUGUCGUCAUGUUCGUGGGCCGUUGUUAGUGCAUUAGGAUUUGCUAUUUGUCCUCUAUUGUAUUCUCUUGAUAUCAGUUGGAUAACGAUGUCUGACGAACAGUUUCGGGACAUUAUUCGUCCACCAGCAGACAGACAUCCUGGGAUGGUAGAUAUUAGUCGUCUGCAUAAAUUAAAACAUCUUUCUGUAGCAGGGACAGAAAUUUCUAAUACAUCGCUAUCAGAAAUUCCUAAUCAUUUAACAUCACUAGAGAAAUUAGACAUCAGCUAUUGCCCGAGGAUGACAGACGACGGUAUCCGACAGUUACUGUUGCCAGGCAACCCUGUGACUCAGUCUUUGAUUGCCUUGGAUAUAAGUGGAUGCACAAAGAUCACGGAUCGUGCAGGAGAUUCAUUCCAACAUUGCACACAAUUACAAACAGUUAAGAUGGCUUCCUCUCCACAUAUCUCGGCAAAGAUUAGGAAGAAAUGUCCUGUUGUCUCGUUUAUCACACAGUCAUCAUUCCAGAUCUCAUGAUUUAUCACAUGAUAUUUUAAUUUUGAUAGUGCUUAGCAAAAUAGGAAAGAUUAGUACUUAUUGCUGUUUGGCAAAUUACUUUCAGGAGUAAUUAGAGUAGUUAGAGCAUAUAAGUGCAUAACACUAUAUAUAUAUAUGAAAGAACUUAAAAUACAAGCUUAAUUUUGUCCUUUUGUUAAUUUACCACAACUGUCAAACCAAGAGAGUUGAAGUGUAUUAUAAAAGUUCAGAUGAAGUGACCUUGUGAAAUAGAAGGUCAAGCAUAAUUUUAUCAGUUAGUGAUUACCCGUUGCCAAGAAUAAUAGGUUCAAAGAAUAAAGGUUGAAGUUUAUGUGGCAUCAAAAAAAAAGUAAAGCUAAACUAAAGGUUUUCACUUUGAACAGAGUGUGUUAUGCCCUUUAGAAGUGUUGACUUUUCCUGACCAUAUCGCCCACUCUCUUUGACUCUACAGAAUAAUUUACCAUUUUUAAGUUCCAGCAUAAAACACAGGUACUCUGUAAGAUUUAUAAGGUAACAUUUACCUUAUGUAUGUAUGUUAUCAUGCUUCUGUUUUGUAUCUUUAUUGAGAUCAUGUUAUAUAUUUUUAUGAUUACUUUUUAUAGUCUUUUGCAAAUUUAUUUAGUAUUGGUGUCCACAAUUUCGUGCAUAGUUUUCCAACUUGAGCCAAAGAGGGAGUUUAUCAAUAUGCAAGCAAAACUAAGAAGUGUAACCUAUAUUUCAUUUCCAUAUUCAUAUCUAUGGUUAUGCAAUCUUGUCCUCUUUAUCAAUAGAUAAGUUUCAAAUGACAUAAUUUGAGUUCUAAAUUAGUUAUUUUUCUUGGCCGCCAUUUUGGAGGGAUCAACGGUUGAUUUUCUUGUUCGAAAAACCAAAUUGAAACAUGCCAUACAACAAAGUAUAAGAGAUUGUGAUGAAUUAAGCAAGGCUAAAAGAAAUAAAAUUUGUUCAGAAAAAUACUUUUUCUAAAGUCUAGUUGUCAGUAUAACAAGUUGAAUUUUACUACUUUAUGAAGGAAUUUGUGCACUUAGACCUCCAAACUGGUAACAAAAGGGAAGUAACUCUCUCUGAAAUUGUGUCAAUUGAAACCUUUCUAUACAAUAUGAAAUAUAGGUCACUAGGAUAUGUUUAGGUUUACAAUCUUCAAUACCAAAUUACUUACGGUAAUAUCUUUCUGAUGGAGGCAGGUCUUCCUUCUUAUGUUUCAUUCCAGAUUAAUACGACAUGUUAUGUUUUGAUAUUCUUAACUAUAUUUUAUAUACAUCAAUAAUUAACGAUAGCAGUUGUUGAUACUUUAUAGUUUAUGAUGAUUUUACUUUUAGGGAAUUUUUGUUGUACACAUGUAUUUUGUAAACAUACUUUUUCUACCUCCUUUUAAAAAUUUUUGUGGUCGUAUAUUGGUAUGACGUUGGCGUCGUCGUCGUCGUCCGAAGACACAUUGGUUUUCGCACUCUAACUUUAGUUUAAGUGAAUGGAUCUCUAUGAAAUUUUACCAUAAGGUUCAAUACCACAAAAGGAAGGUUGGGAUUGAUUUUGGGGGUUAUGGUACCAAUAGUUAAGGAAUUAGGGCCCAAAAGGGGCCAAAAAUAAGCAUUUUUGUAACUUCCAGACAUAACUUGUGUGUUAGUGUAUGGAUCUCUCUGACAUUGUACCACAAGGUUCCAUAUCACAAAGGGAAUGCUGGGAUUGAUUUUGGGGGUAAUUGCCUCAAAACUUUAGGAAUUAGGGGCCAAAAAAGGGGCAAAAAACAAGCAUUUUUCUAGUUUCAUGACAAUAACUUGUGUGUAAGUGUAUGGAUCUUUCAGAAAUUGUACUACAAGGUUCCAUAUCACAAAGGGAAAGCUGAAAUUGAGUUUGGGGGUAAUUGCCAAACACAUUUAGGAAAAAGGGGCCAAAAAUAAGCAUUUUUCUAGUUUCCAGACAAUAACUUGUGUUCAAGUGUAUGGAUCUCUCUGAAAUUGUACUGCAAGGUACCAUACCACAAAGGGAAGGCUGGGAUUGAUUUUUGGGGUAAUUGCCUCAAAAUUUUAGGAAUUAGGGGCCAAAAAGGGGAAAAAAACAAGCAUUUUUCUAAUUUCAGGACAAUAACUUGUGUGUAAGUGUAUGGAUCUUUAUGAAAUUGUACUACAAGGCUCCAUAUCACAAAGGGAAAGCUGGGUUUGAGUUUGGGGGUAAUUGCCCUAAACGUUUAGGAAUUUGGGGCCAAAAAGGGGCCUAAAAACAAGCAUUUUUCUAGUUUCCAGACAAUUAACUUGUGUUCAAGUGUAUGGAUCUCUCUGAAAUUGUACUGCAAGGUACCAUACCACAAAGGGAAGGCUGGGAUUGAGUUUUAGGGGUGAUGAAUCAUAAGGGGUUCAAAAAAUUUGGGGGGAGGGGAUUUUUUUUUCCUUUUUUUUUCUUUAAAAUUUUCCAUUUUAAAUUGGUUAUUUCUGAUUUAUAUAUAAAAGCAAAUAAUAAUGAUAUGGUUUGAAUAGGUAAAUUAAAAAAUUUUAAGUUCUUAGACCACAUUCAUCCUGUGUCAGAAACCUAUGCUGUGUCAAAUAUUUAAUCACAAUCCAAAUUCAGUGCUGUAUAAAGCUUGAAUGUUGUGUCCAUACUUGCCCCAACUGUUGAGGGUUCGACCUCUGCGGUCGUAUCAAGCUGCGCCCAGCGGAGCAUUUUAUUUCAAUUCAUUGCCGCUGUAUCAAAAAUCUAACCUGAAGUGUCUCUAUGCUUUCUUGAAAACUGAAAAAGCCAGGAAUUUUUUAAAGUUAUUCCAGGCCUUGAAAUGCCUAAGAUUUCCAUGAAAAUGAGUUGUUGGAUCCUGGGAAAAGUCUAUGAUUUUGAACAUUUAGAAGCAUGGUUCUUGUCACUAGUUUUUUGUUUAUUGUAUGAAGUUCAAUAAUAAAAAGAUAGUUUAUUUGCA
Molecule: messenger RNA, 7117 nt
Organism: Mytilus californianus (California mussel)
Lineage: Eukaryota; Metazoa; Mollusca; Bivalvia; Mytilida; Mytilidae
Product: lysine-specific demethylase 2A-like
Exons: 17
Coding region: 241-4218 (1325 amino acids)
Biological process (GO): protein demethylation; regulation of transcription by RNA polymerase II
Molecular function (GO): histone demethylase activity; transcription coregulator activity; zinc ion binding
Source: RefSeq, a predicted model, not a curated record